AUGACCACAGUACUACAUAGUGACCACAGUGACCACAUUAUGACCACAGAACUACAUACUGACAACAGUGACCACAUUAUGACUACAGUACUACAUAGUGACCACAUUGACCACAUUAUGACCACAGUACUACAUAGUGACCACAUACUACAUACUGACCACAGUGACUACAUUAUGACCACAGUACUACAUACUGACCACAGUGACCACAUUAUGACCACAGUACUACAUAGUGACCACAACGACUACAUUAUGACCACAGUACUACAUACUGACCACAUACUACAUACUGACCACAGUGACUACAUUAUGACCAAAGAACUACAUAGUGACCGCAUUGACUACAUUAUGACCACAGUACUACAUGCUGACCACAGUGACUACAUUAUGACCGCAGUACUACAUACUGACCACAGUGACUACAUAUGA
Molecule: messenger RNA, 429 nt
Organism: Haliotis rufescens (red abalone)
Lineage: Eukaryota; Metazoa; Mollusca; Gastropoda; Lepetellida; Haliotidae
Exons: 3
Coding region: 1-429 (142 amino acids)
Source: RefSeq, a predicted model, not a curated record